AUGGAUAAAGACGAUUCACGGGAGGAGGAUAUUGGGGCCGGUGAGCCUGAAGGCACCCUGGCUAUCGUUCCUGUGAAGGUGAAAACAAAACAGGGUAAUACCAUCAUAACAACAUACGCCUUUCUGGACCCAGGAAGGUCAGAUACGAUUCGUUGGAUUAAGCCAGUCGUUACAGCAAACAGAAUUUCUGUUGUGGAAAUCGAGGAAUUGUUGAAGCAGCAAGUGAAGCUGGACUUUCCAGAACAUCAACACAAGGAGCGUCUGGAAAUGUCAAGAGAGGAUCACAAGUUCAUGGAAAGUGUCUCUAAUUCUGUCAAGUUAGUAGACGGACACUACAGUAUUGGACUGCCAUUAAAGGAAAAAGGACUUGAUUUUCCCAAUAAUAGACGUGUUGCUGAACAAAAAGACAAGGCAAAUCAAAGCAAAAGGAGCUGGUAUAUUCCACACCACGGCGUGUACCAUCCAAAAAAGCGUAAACUGAGGGUGGUUUUUGAUUGCGGUGCAACUUACCAGGGCACAUCUCUGAAUGCACGUCUUCUCCAAGGCCCAGAUUUAACCAACAGUCUUAUUGGUGUCCUUACAAGAUUCCGGCAGAAGAACAUUGCAUUCAUGGCAGAUAUUGAAGCCAUGUUCCAUCAGGUGCCAGAGGAAGACUCAGAUCUUCUCACAUUCUUGUGGUGGCCCGAUGGAGAUCUCAGUAGUGAGCUAGAAGAGUACCAAAUGGUUGUACACAUCUUUGGAGCAACAUCCUCGCCUAGUUGUGCCAACUUUGCCCUACAACAGUGUGCAAGAGACAAUGUGGAUGACUUUAGCCCAGAGGCUGUCUCUUCGAUGCUAAGAAAUUUUUAUGUGGACGAUUGCCUAAAAUCAAUGGAAGACGAGAGGAAGGCAGUGAUAAUCGCUCACGAACUUAAAACCCUGUGCAAUAAGGGUGGUUUCAAGUUAAACAAAUGGGUAAGCAACAGCAGAGCUCUACUACAAACAAUACCAGAGGAAAGUAGAUCAAAGGAAAUCAAGGAUCUGGAUCUGGAUAAAAGUACCCUACCUGUUGAAAGAGCUCUCGGAGUUCAGUGGUGCACGGAAACGGACUCAUUCCAUUUCAAAUUUACUCCUCAGGAUAAACCACUUACCAGGAGAGGUAUUCUGUCAGUAGUGAGCUCUAUAUUUGAUCCGCUGGGUAUGUUGUCCCCUGUGAUCCUCCCUGCAAAGCAAAUCUAG
Gymnodraco acuticeps is the source of this 1218-nucleotide messenger RNA. RefSeq lists its product as uncharacterized. Bases 1 to 1218 code for a protein of 405 amino acids. The record is from RefSeq and is a predicted model, not a curated record. NCBI's taxonomy places the organism in Eukaryota, Metazoa, Chordata, Actinopteri, Perciformes, Bathydraconidae. The transcript is spliced from 3 exons.